Stegastes partitus (bicolor damselfish) is the source of this 822-nucleotide messenger RNA. RefSeq names its product pancreas associated transcription factor 1a (gene ptf1a). Lineage: Eukaryota; Metazoa; Chordata; Actinopteri; Pomacentridae. The coding region runs from base 1 to 822 and encodes 273 amino acids. The transcript is spliced from 2 exons. Gene Ontology annotation, biological process: developmental process; regulation of transcription by RNA polymerase II. Gene Ontology annotation, molecular function: protein dimerization activity; DNA-binding transcription factor activity, RNA polymerase II-specific; RNA polymerase II transcription regulatory region sequence-specific DNA binding. The record is from RefSeq and is a predicted model, not a curated record.
AUGGACAGUGUGCUGGACCCUUUCUCCGGACUCGACUCUUUCUCCUCCCCUCCGUACUUCGACGAUGACGACUUCUUCACUGACCAGUCCUCCAGAGAUGGACACCUGGACACUGAUGACUUUUUGGAUGACGACGUCGACUUCCUUACUAAUCAUUUCCAAGAUUAUUACAGCAAAGACAGCAGCAACAGAGCAGCGCCUCACGAUGGAGACUAUGACUACGGCAACUUGUCCUUCUCCUCGUCUUCCUCCACUUUCUCAUAUAGCUGCGCCGACAGCACCCCGGAACUUUCGCCUCAGAUGGUCCACCACGGCGUCCCGUUACUGAAACGGAGGCGGAGGAUGAGAUCCGAGAUGGAGAUGCAGCAGCUGAGGCAGGCGGCCAACGUCAGGGAGCGGCGGAGGAUGCAGUCCAUCAAUGACGCGUUCGAGGGGCUGCGCUCUCACAUCCCCACCUUGCCCUACGAGAAGAGACUGUCCAAGGUGGACACUCUGCGGCUGGCCAUCGGCUACAUCAACUUCCUGGCCGAGCUCGUGCAGUCUGAUCUGCCGAUUAGAAACUCGAACAGCGAGACGCACGCGCAGCCUAAGAAGGUCAUCAUAUGCCACAGAGGAACAAGGUCUCCCUCCCCCAGCGACCCGGACUACGGCCUGCCUCCUCUGGCCGGUCACUCUCUGUCCUGGUCGGAUGAAAAGCAGCUCCGGGAACAGAACGUCAUCCGCACCGCUAAGGUCUGGACACCAGAAGACCCCAGAAAACUGCACAAUAAAGCGGGCUUGACAGACAUUGAAAAUGAGCCUCCCUUCGGCCUGGUGGCCUAA